GAGCAUUGUCCCUCCAGCCAAAUGCUGGCCAGUCUUGAUGGUCAACAAGUCCUUCUAUGCGGUUCUCCUCGUGGACCCAUCAGCUACCUUGGAUGAGAUAAAGCUGGCGUUCAAGCGGCGAGCUUUGCAAGUUCAUCCAGAUAAAGGUGGCAGUAAGGAAGCCUUUCAUUUGGUCUACCAAGCCCUGCAGACUUUGACUGAUCCAGCAGCACGGAAGAAACAUGACAAGAGUUUGGCCCAUGACGCGGCUACUUCAAUGGCUAAUCCAGGGCUUGUCCAAAGUGAGCUAAAGCCCAAGAAGAAGACUGGGGGAAAGGGAUCGAAGGGAUGCUCUUCCGCCACAGCAUCGAAACCAAACACUGCAUACACAUUCAAGACAACCUCAGGACAGGCUGGAAGGACUGAAAAGACUGCGGGUUGUGAAAGAGGCACAUCCAAAUUCCCGCAAUCCAAGCAAGGGCAGCUUUUAUUGAAAAUCCAUCGGCUUCUCAAAGGAUUGCCACGAGAGGUUCGGAAGGAUUUGAUCCAAAAAGAGUUCUCACAGAAGCAACGCUUGAUUCUGGAGAAGUGGAUGGUUGACACCUUCUCAGCGGGAGAUGGGCCAUUUGAAGCUGGCCCAAUGCUUUGUGAAGCUCAGCCACCCCCUGAACAGCAAGCGAGGACUGCCGAAAGUUCCUAUGCUUUGGCUCUUCACGGUGGUAAGACUUCACCUGUGGAUGACUCCAAUGCCAGCAUCACGACCAGAUGCCCACCACCUGGAGCUUCGAAAUCCAUGAAAUGCAUCAAGAACAAGUCACAGCCCAGGGGCCGAGAUCCCAUCAGGAGUUUAUGUGGAUGUGUCAGGAAGAAUCGUUCACUUGGACACGGUGGUAGCUACAGAGCCAGAAUCCGAUUUGAUGCCAUUUACAUUGAAAUGUUUUCUGCAAAAUGCGAUUUACCAACUGCACUUGAAUACUUGUUGAUUCUUACAUCUGUGAAGCAGAAGAUGCUGGAUGACACCAAUCCAUGUGCCACAUUCGAAAACCGCCUGCAAGAGGCCUUGAUAUCAUCUGCUGCUGAGCAUGGAAAAUGCUUUGAUGAUUUGGAACUUCGGUUUGGCGUUGUUCAGGGUGCUGGCGUUUUCAUAGGCUCAGAGUUGCGAACACCAAUACUUCAGAGCAUUGGAGAGCUAGGAAAAAUUCGAGGCAUUUUGGAGCCCUUCCGGGAGUUUGCCAACAAGAAUUGGGGCCGCAGGGGGCCAUUUCGGCUGUAUAGUCCUACAUAUUUGCAGCAUCAAUGGGUACAAUUUCAGGAGGCUGUUGCAGAUACCUGGAGAGCUGCAGGUGCUGAUACCAGCAAAAUUCUACGAAAAAUCCGUGCCCUGUAUGCUUCAACAUCUGGCUUGCGUGACAAACACCUGCGAGCUUGGGAGUGCAAGCAUAUGGCCUUGCAAGACAAAAAAAGGCGAUACGCAUGGGACAUGACAAAUCAAAACGAGAAAAAUGGAGGACGCAUCGGGCUACAACGGUCCGAGCUUCGGCGUGCAAAGCAGCUCCAAGCCUGGGAAAGAAAGAGUAUGUGCCUUGAGGACAAAAAUAGACAUCGACCCCGAAAGUGGCGUGUGCCUAUCAAGAGGCAACAGUCUCUCAAUGCUGUAGUGAAAAAGAAUUCAUUUGCUUUGAAGAAGGUUCUCGUGAGAUGGGAACGGUGGUUGAAAAAGGAUGCUCAAUGGAUUGAGAAACAGCGCCGCAAACUGUUGCGUGAGCGCAACAGAGAUCGUGAAGCGCAACGUCGGGCACAGGUGCUGGCACAGCAACAUGCUAAAAAAGAAGAACGCUUAAGAAGAGAAGCUUGGCGCAAGAGAAGCAGAUUUUGCUGAGCAAUCCGCAUUCGUCUUCGAGGUGGCCAAUAUAGACUUGUGGCUUUCGAGUGCGGAAUGGGCUUGAUGGAGUGAAAAGAUCUUGGAGGAUGGCAUGGAGACCAAGGAUCGUAACUUGGAGGAAGGCAAUCUGUGUGGCAAAUGUGUUGCUCAGCCUUGAUAUCACGGCCUUUGACCAAGACCAACAAGCACACAAUGUUUGCUGCAAACUGCUCUUUGUCAAAAUACUGAUCCAUCAUGAUCCAUCAAACCUGGCGAAAUCAGGCAUUUGCUGCAUACGAACGGGCCCCUUAGUUGAUGCAGGGGUGUCAGUGCAUGUGUGUGUGAGAGAGGAGGUAGAAGUGUGGAUGUUGUGAGGAUGUGUCGCAGUAUGCAGUGCA
Molecule: messenger RNA, 2238 nt
Organism: Cladocopium goreaui
Lineage: Eukaryota; Dinophyceae; Suessiales; Symbiodiniaceae
Source: the annotation of a GenBank genome assembly